Molecule: messenger RNA, 1824 nt
Organism: Hypoxylon trugodes
Lineage: Eukaryota; Fungi; Ascomycota; Sordariomycetes; Xylariales; Hypoxylaceae
Product: cytochrome P450
Exons: 6
Coding region: 1-1542 (513 amino acids)
Molecular function (GO): iron ion binding; oxidoreductase activity, acting on paired donors, with incorporation or reduction of molecular oxygen; heme binding
Source: RefSeq, a predicted model, not a curated record
AUGGAUGUGAUCACAAAUGUCCUCGCGGACAGAUCACCUGUUCUGGCCUCUGUCGCCAUAAUCCUCGUCACGGUGUUCAUCGCAUCUCGAUUAUUCGACAGGGAGAGCUUAUCGCAUUUACCCCUGGUGGGCGCGGAGUUUGGGGAUGCCGAAAAGCGAAGGAAGGCGUACAUCACGAACAGUUUGGAUUUUUACAAGAAGGGGUACGAAUUAUAUAAGUCGAAACCAUUUCGAAUAACCUCACUCGAUGGCGAUGUCAUUGUCUUGCCUCGACAUCUGAUGGAAGAAGUGAGACAACUUCCGGAUGAAUGUAUCGAUAUUCACAAGGCCUUCGAUGUCAUGAAUGAGCAGAAACACCUUGGCAUGGGCGACACUCGACGAACGAAAUUCCUCGUCCAUAUUGUUCAGCACGACUUAACUCGCGGCUUGGUGCGUGUCAACCCCCGACUCUCGGCCGAGACAAACCGUGCGGUUCACUCGGAGCUGCCGCCUUGCGACGAUUGGACCCCUGCUGUGGUAUAUUCAACACUGCUGCGAAUAGUAGCUAUUGUCUCGGGCGCCCUUUUCAUCGGCGAGGAACUAUGUCGCUCAGAAGAAUACAUUCAGGCUAGCAUUGGGUAUACGUUGGACUUCAUCGGCGCUGUGGAGAAUCUUAAGAAGUGGCACAGGCGAUGGCGAUGGUUCGGACGAUAUUUUACACCCGAAGUCGAUAAGCUAUUCUCGGACCGCAAGAAGGCGCACAACUUUUUGCGACCUAUCAUCGAACAAAGACGCGCCGCUAUGAAGGCUGGCAGGGAAAUGCCUGAUGAUGCUCUUCAAUGGAUGUUGAAUAGCGUGGAUAAGUUCGGUUUGACUGAUGCUGAUUUGGCUGAGACGCAGUUGGGUAUGAGUUUGGCCGCGAUUCACACCACGACUUUGACUUUAACUCUUAUAAUAUAUGAUCUCGUAAUCAGGCCCGACGUGGUUAACGAGUUGCGCGAGGAGAUCAGGACGGUUACCGCCGCACACAAUGGCGUCAUGACCACCCAAGCGCUCUUCGAGAUGAAAUUGUUAGACAGUGUUAUGAAGGAAUCGCAGCGCGUGAAUCCAGGAUCUACAGUCCGAUUCCAGCGAUUUGUCGCCAAGCCUGUGACUCUUAGUGAUGGUACCUACUUGCCUGCCGGAUACAUGAUCGAGACAGCACACGGCCUGACGGUCUCGGAUCCGGAGCUAUUCCCGAACCCUGAGGAAUUCGACGCGCACCGCUUCCAAAACCUACGUAACGGCACAGCCGAGGAUAAGUUAAACUAUAAGAACAAGGAACAAUACCAAUUCGUAACCAUGACGAAGGACUUCAUGUCCUUUGGCUACGGCCGCCAUUCUUGCCCUGGUCGCUAUUUUGCCGCUCAGGAGAUCAAGCUCAUUAUCGCGCGUCUGUUGCUUGACUUCGAUAUGAAGAUGCCGGACGGUCUUACCGAGCGUUAUGCCAAUCUUUCGCAGGGUGCGAAUGCUUUCCCGGAUCCGACUAAGGAGGUGCUGUUUAGGCGGGUUAAGAAUACGUAGGGGUUUAUAGAUGUUGGUCCUAUGUAUGUAGAGUUGUCUUACUGUAUAGCGAGAUGAUAUAUAUAAUACGAGCGAUUCGAUCUUGAAAUAGGUAGUGUUCGUCGGUUGAACUUGUUAUGAAUGGGAGCCCAAGCCGUCUUAUAGGCAGACUCAGUAUAAUCAGUGCGCCGCUAAUCUCCCGCCUCGACAUAGAACCGUUCGCCGUCUCUGAGUAAACGAUUAGGUUGUGCUUUACGAGAACCAAGAAAUCGUAUACGAUUGGUUGCUGGGGCGGUACCUAGG